UGUCUGUCGGUCUGUCUGUCUGUCUGUCUGUCUGUCUGUCUGACUGUCUGUCGGUCUGUCUGUCGGUCUGUCUGUCUGUCUGCAGACAUGUCCUCCCGGGCUGAAAGUAAGACAGCCUCCCAGUUUGCGUCAUUGACCAUGAGGCUGAAGGACAAGCUCCACCCCCCGAGGAUCAAACGCUCUGAACGAAUCAAACACACCCCGUCACAGAGAGCCAAACCCCCGGACCUGAACCUGCAACACACGUUGCAGCACAAGGUGUGUGUGCUGGAGGAGCAGCAGCGUGCCGUGGUUAGCUCCCUGCAGUACUUUAAGGCUCUGGUGGACCGGCUGGGUGUGGACAGAUGUGGCGUGGACCGGCUGAUGGACCAGGCGGUGGUGGGCGGGCUGCUGGGUGGGGCCACCAGUGGCGUGCUGGAGGCAGUGCAGACUCUGGUCCAGCUGGAGCCUCACCUGCACAAAAGUAAGACCGUCUCCUGCUGUCUCACCCGUCUCUACCUGUCUCUGGCUCAGCUGAUCCGCUGGGCCGAUCAGGUGAUGCUGCAAGGCGUCUCCCACAACAGCAAAGACUCAACAACAAGCGUGACCACUGUGAUCAGGGCUGUGCUGGACGGGGUCAAGGAACUCGUUCGAUUGGCUGCAGAGAGACAGGGUGACUCCACCCCCUUGACUCCUGUCCAAUCACAGGCUCCCGUGGGACAGACAGGUGGAUUUGAGGACCAACAGACAUCAGACAGGACUUCCACCUGCCGGAGUCCAGGAGCUCCUGCACAGGAGGAGGAGGAGGAGGAGGUGAGGAGAGGGGAGGAGCAGAUGCCUUCAGCUCCUCCAAAACCACCCAUGCCUUUUCCAGAGCUCCUCCCACAGGUGUCCCCACGAAAAGUUUCCUUGUCCCCCCGACAGGUGUCCCCCCCGCAGGAACCCAAUCCUCCAGCUCUGCCGCCAAAAAAGCGUAACUCAUCGUCAGGCCUUGCCCCCUGCAGAGUUGCCAUAGUAGCACCAAUGAGGCGAGAGCCUGAAGUGGACAGACAGGUGCAGCAGGAGGACGAGUGUUUGAAGCGCUGCUCCACCUCGUCUGCAGAGGACGAUCCAGACUACGACUUCCUCCACAGAGACCUGUCCUCCUCUGAGACGUUGCCUCCUCUUCCUCCGUCCUCGUCCCCACCAGCCCUCCCUCAGAAGACACGCUGCAGCACGGCAGGGCCUCUCGGCUCUCAGGCCACAUUUGGGUUUGACUCCGCCCCUCCGGAGCAGAGCCCCGCCCUCUGUGAUGAUGUCACUGGUCCUGAUGCGCCCCUGUCCUCGCCGCUGUCCCCCAGUAAGACGCCCCCACCGCUCCCCGAGAAGAAACGACACAUCCAGGAGUACCUCCAGUUCUGUGCGUCAUACAGCGCUCCGUCAGCUGACAUGUUCUACCAGCGACCUUCGACCUCCAGUCAGCACUACAACAGCCGGCAGCGGGAGGUGGAGACCACCUACCAGCUGUCACAUACACACCUGGACACACAUCAGGACACACACCUGGAGACACACCUGGACACACACCUGGACACACAGCCUUUAGACUCCGCCCCCUCGCCUGGCCUGCAUCCCGCUCCAGUUCUACCUCCAAAGAAGAGACAACCGGAUUCAGUUGGAACAGAAGAAGAGAACCAGACCAGAGAGAGUUCUCAGAGUCUCCAGCAGGAGGCAGAGCAUGGUAGGAGAAGCAGGGAGCAGGAGGAGCAGGAGGAGCAGGAGGAGCAGGAGGAGCAGGAGUUACUCACCAACCGGCAGGAGAUCCUCCGUAGAAUCACAAUGAAAGCUCAGGAGGAGGACGGGCCGGACGUGAAGGGGGCAUCUCCUGAGAUCCUGCUGGUCUACGCCACAGAGACCGAUGGGGGGGCGGGAGAACAGGUCCUGUACCGCGAAGCCUUCCUCUCUACCUACAGGACCUUCAUUAGCCCCAAUGAUGUCAUCAGUAAACUACAGCGAAGGUACAGACACCUGUGUAAAAGAGCCGAACACCUGACCACCGCCAAGAACACCUUCCACCUGCUGGUCAGAGUGGUGGACGAGCUGUGUGCUGUGGAGCUGGACUCUGAUUUGCUGCUGCUGCUGCUGGAGCUGGUGUUCAGCCUCCUGGUUGGUGGAGAGCUAGGCCCCGCCCACCUGCUGCGCUCCAACAUCCUUUCUAAGAUGGAGAAGCGCUGGCAGCUGAUUGACUCUCCUCAGUCGCUCCGCCCCCUCGCCGCCCGGGGCGUGGCUGCCAGACCAGGAACCCUGCUGGACUUCAGGAGUCAGGAUCUCGCUGAACAGCUGACCCUGCUGGACUCUGAACUCUUCUGCAAGAUCGGGCUCCCGGAAGUGUUGCUGUGGUCCAGAGAGCAGAAUGAGGAGAAGAGUCCGAACCUGACAGAGUUCACGCAGCACUUCAACAGCGUGUCCUUCUGGGUUCGUUCUGUCAUCAUCCUGCAGGACAAACCUCAGGACAGAGAGAAACUGCUGCUGAAGUUCCUCAAGACGAUGAAGCACCUCCGGAAGCUGAACAACUUUAACUCGUACCUGUCCAUCCUGUCAGCGCUGGACUCCGCCCCCCUGAGACGCCUGGACUGGCAGAGAAACACAUCUGAGGCUCUUGAGGAGUACAGCUCUUUGAUUGACAGCUCAUCAUCUUUCAGAGCAUACAGAGCAGCUCUGGCUGAAGUGGAACCGCCCUGCAUACCCUACCUGGGUUUGAUCCUUCAGGACUUGACCUUUGUCCACCUGGGGAAUCCUGACACGCUAAUGACAUCACAGGGGUCAAAGGUGAACUUCUCUAAGCGCUGGCAGCAGUUUAACAUCCUGGAUACGCUGAGGAGCUACCAGCAGAUCCCGUACACCCUGCAGCCCAAUGAUGACAUCAUAUCCUUCUUCAAUGACUUCAGCGACCACCUGGCGGAGGAAGCUCUGUGGGAACUCUCGCUCAGACUCCGCCCACGGAACACCCCGCGAGCCAAUCAGAGAUGACUACUACAACAUGUUGAUAUUCAGGACCGAACCGCUGCAAAUGUUUGUGUGCUAACGUGCUAAUAUGGACUGUUCCUGCAGAAUCCAGCUGUUAGCUGAUGUUAGCCAGGUGUUAGCCGAAGUUAGCCAGGUGUUAGCUAGAUGUUAGCCGAGGUUAGCCAGGUGUUAGCUGAGGUUAGCCAGGUGUAAGCUGAAGUUAGCCAGGUGUUUGCUGAGGUUAGCCAGGUGUUAGCAGCGGUUAGCCAGGUGUUGGCUGAGGUUAGCCUGGUGUUAGCUGAAGUUUGCAAGGUGUUAGCUGAGAUGAGCCAGGUGUUAGCUGAAGUUAACCAGGUGUUAGCUGAAUUUAGCCAUGUGUUAGCUGAAGUUAGCCAGGUGUUAGCUAAGGUUAGCCAGCUGUUAGCUGAAGUUAGCCAGGUGUUAGCCAGGUGUUAGCCGAAGUUAGCCAGGUGUUAGCUGAAGUUAGCCAGGUGUUAGCUGAAGUUAGCCAGGUGUUAGCUGAGGUUAGCAGGUGAUAGCUGAGGAGGAUUGGUUUCUGUCUGUAAUAUAUCCACAGUAAUAUUUUAUUAAACGUCUCUGCUCUGA
Molecule: messenger RNA, 3570 nt
Organism: Centropristis striata (black sea bass)
Lineage: Eukaryota; Metazoa; Chordata; Actinopteri; Perciformes; Serranidae
Product: rap guanine nucleotide exchange factor 1-like
Exons: 23
Coding region: 88-2988 (966 amino acids)
Biological process (GO): Ras protein signal transduction; positive regulation of GTPase activity
Cellular component (GO): plasma membrane
Molecular function (GO): guanyl-nucleotide exchange factor activity
Source: RefSeq, a predicted model, not a curated record